Suillus fuscotomentosus is the source of this 1602-nucleotide messenger RNA. RefSeq lists its product as uncharacterized. The record is from RefSeq and is a predicted model, not a curated record. The transcript is spliced from 9 exons. The coding region runs from base 1 to 1602 and encodes 533 amino acids. NCBI's taxonomy places the organism in Eukaryota, Fungi, Basidiomycota, Agaricomycetes, Boletales, Suillaceae.
AUGUCCGAUAUUCGCAAGGCGCCGUAUUCCAGUGGUACUACCUAUGCACGCCAAGCAACAGACGAAGAUGACAUCGAAGAUCGGGAUUUUGAGCGUGACAGGGAUUCUGACUUGGAGCAUGAUAGGGAUAUAGGCUUGGAGCGCAACAAUGGGGAUGAAUUUGAGGGUUCUGGCGAAAAUGACAACCAGGAUCCGGAUGAUAAUUUCAUGGACCACGAGGACGACCAAACAAACCGUGAUCAAUUCCAGAGUCAGCAAGAGGACGACACAGAUGAUUUCGAUGAUGGGUUCAACGGUGGAAUGCAGGCAGAUUUCGACCAAGGUAUUGAUGAUGAGCCCGACGAUGCAGCUCAACAGGAAUCACAGGAAGGCAAAGAAUGGACUGCUCACCUCGACGUGCCUCUCCUUCUCGAGUGCAGCGCAGAUACUCACCCCCGCAUCACUCACAUAUAUCUUCCACUUGCUCAAGGUCUCCUCAUCGUCACACAAGAUCUCCACCUCAUCGCACAAGAUCUCCACCUCGUCGCACUAGAUCUCCACCUCGUCGCACUAGAUCUCCACCUCGUCGCACAAGAUCUCCUCCUCGGCACACAAGAUCUCCACGCCCACUCUCCUCGUCGUCCUCCAUCUCAGCCAAGCCAACCCUCAAAUUGCAUACAGUCCCUCUCCAAGGACACUUCUCCAUCUGAUCACACAACGUCACCCACUCUCCAUUCUCGUUCUUUCAGUAUCACACCUGAGCCAGAUUCACGCAGCAGCAAGAAGGCACGAAAGAUCAAACCAAUCCAAGGGGACCCCAUGAAGCUCGGGUUCUAUCCACCUUCCUGGCAGGCACUUUUGCAGGCAGCAAAGGUGGAAAUGUGUCUCCAAGCUGUGUUGACACAUCCUGUUCCAGAGCUCGGAGACGCUCUGCAACUCGCGCAAGAAGUCCUGGACGCUGAACUCUGGAGGUACCACGAGAAGAAGAUCAAAAUGGAUAAAGGUUAUUUCCCGGAGUACAAAGCUCAAAUGUCUCGAGUGCUCUGCGAUGAUUUGUUUACAUUCCGCACCGAGCUGAAGAAAGUCAUCAUACCCAUUGCGAAAUCAGCAUACAACAUCUUCCCGAAGGGCACAGUCACACGCAAGGAGGAUAUACAGAAGCACGUCAUCACAGCCGCCACUAAGCUCCUCAAGACUGGUGGUUACCUUCAUGUUCCUGACUUGUCUAACGGCAAAUGGAAAAACUUUGUGUCGCAAGCUCUCAUGGAUGGCUGCCUUGCUUUUUAUUAUAGCAAUAGCAAGAAGGCGCUCAAAAAUACAGACGAGUUUCACUGCACAAUCCCUCCGAACGCGCUUAUUCUCAUGGCCGCUGUGAUGAAGGGCGUCAUCUCUGGGUUUUCUGAAACUGGUACCGACAAAGUACCUGACCUCUCCGCUGAAAAAUGUAGGACCAACUUUAACUCGUUGCAGAAGUCUCUCGACAAACUGAUGGACAUUCCUGAACGUCGUGACGAGCUUGAAGAUAUGCUGGCACUGUGGGCUGGUAUUGGGAUGGGUAAGCUUGUUCAUGGCGACUCGAGUGCAGAAGGCAGUGAUUCGGAGGAUAUCAACAUCAUUUUAUAA